AUAGCUGAGGGGGGGCGGCCGCCAUCUUACCAGUCGGCGGAGCGGGCGAGGGUUGGACGCGGCGGCUCCUUCUGCCGUCGGCGGGACCAGAUUGGAUAUAAACACCAUGGAAAAAGAAGACUAAGAAUUCAUCAUGAUUGGAGGCCUGUUCAUUUAUAAUCAUAAGGGAGAGGUUUUAAUCUCCCGGGUUUACAGAGAUGACAUUGGGCGGAAUGCAGUGGACGCUUUCCGAGUCAAUGUCAUCCAUGCACGACAACAAGUGCGUUCACCGGUCACCAACAUCGCUCGCACCAGUUUCUUCCAUGUCAAACGUUCCAAUAUCUGGCUGGCUGCCGUCACCAAGCAAAAUGUUAACGCUGCGAUGGUCUUUGAGUUCCUCUACAAAAUGUGUGAUGUGAUGACUGCCUAUUUUGGAAAGAUCAGUGAAGAGAACAUCAAGAACAACUUUGUGCUCAUCUACGAGCUUCUGGAUGAAAUCCUGGACUUUGGUUACCCUCAGAACUCUGAAACCGGAGCCCUGAAAACAUUCAUCACCCAACAAGGAAUCAAGAGCCAGCACCAGACUAAGGAAGAGCAGUCUCAAAUUACCAGCCAGGUAACUGGCCAGAUUGGUUGGAGGCGCGAAGGGAUCAAAUACCGUCGCAAUGAACUCUUCCUGGAUGUUCUAGAGAGCGUGAACUUGCUAAUGUCACCACAAGGCCAGGUGUUGAGUGCUCAUGUCUCGGGACGAGUGGUGAUGAAGAGCUACCUGAGCGGCAUGCCCGAAUGUAAGUUUGGCAUGAACGACAAGAUCGUAAUUGAGAAGCAAGGCAAGGGGACGGCAGACGAGACGGGGAAAAGUGAAACAGGAAGUGGGAAGCAGUCCAUUGCCAUUGACGAUUGCACUUUUCACCAAUGCGUGAGGCUCAGCAAGUUUGACUCGGAGAGGAGUAUCAGCUUCAUACCACCAGAUGGAGAGUUUGAGCUCAUGAGGUACCGAACCACUAAAGACAUUAUCUUGCCGUUCCGUGUCAUCCCGCUGGUACGUGAGGUGGGACGCACCAAGCUGGAGGUGAAAGUGGUGAUCAAAUCUAACUUUAAGCCUUCCCUCUUGGCUCAGAAGAUAGAGGUGCGAAUCCCGACUCCUCUUAAUACUAGUGGUGUACAAGUCAUCUGCAUGAAAGGAAAAGCAAAAUACAAAGCCAGUGAGAAUGCCAUUGUCUGGAAAAUUAAAAGGAUGGCUGGAAUGAAAGAGUCACAGAUCAGCGCAGAGAUAGAACUGCUUCCAACCAACGACAAAAAGAAAUGGGCUCGGCCACCCAUCUCUAUGAACUUUGAGGUUCCCUUUGCGCCUUCCGGGCUGAAGGUGCGCUACCUGAAAGUCUUCGAGCCAAAGCUGAACUACAGUGACCACGACGUGAUCAAAUGGGUGAGGUACAUUGGCAGGAGCGGGAUCUACGAGACAAGAUGUUAACCCCGCGCAGCAAGCUGGCUCUCUCUCUCUCUCACCCUUUGGUCUCAACGUUCAAGAGCAUUUCACUGGCCCGUCCUCCAUUCAGCGGCUGGAAGCUGGAAUCCUGCAGCUGCUCUUUGAAGGAAGGAAGGAAGGAAGAAAAAAGGGGGGACACCGGCACCUGCUUUGUUUCAGUUACUGUUGGAGAUGCAGCUGACAUCAGGUGGUUUGAGAGUCUGGGCUCAUGUCUUGCUUCUGUCCCAGGAUGUAAAAGGGCCAGUCUAAUACCACCCCCUUGUGGUCAUUCUAGGGAACAUCCACCACGUGAUAACCCCCCCUUCUGUUGUCACUACUUGCAUUAUAUCCUAGUAUUUUUUUGGAAAUCCUUGUGCAUAUGUAUCAGUAGACUAGACAAGAAAUCAUAGACUGGACAACCCUUGAAUUAAUUCUGGCUCCUAUACUUGGCUCUUGCUGUUGUAAUUGUUGUUGUGCGGCAAAGGUGGGAAUAUUCCUCAUUGCUUUCUCCUACAGCUCGAGGAAGGUUUGUGACCAAAAAUGUCUGAGGGGUAUUAUCAUGGAUGGUGAGAAUAGCAAAUAAUUUUCAUAGCCUCAAAGGGCAACUUCCUUGGAGCGCUGAGGAUAGCUGACAAAGCCAGUACCUCUUCUUUCUUAAACACAGUCCCCCCCCCCCCCAAAAAAAAAUCUGGCACAUAACUGGGGAGAGACUGAUUUGAUCAGUAAGUAACAUCCAAAGGAUUUGUCCUUUGGUUAAGAAUUGGCCAGCAAUCUUUCCUCCUCUUCCUUUCCUCCUCCCUUCCCCUCCCAUCUUUCUCUUGCCCAAUCAGCUUAUGCUUUCUUCUACUAAAAGCUUUUGGGUCAAUGGAAAUGCUGCUGCGAUCCACAGUCCUCUGCUUCAGGUAGUGUGGUCUCCCAUUUUGUACACGUGUGAUUGUCCAGUUAUAAAUCCAAUAAAAUAUAUGGAACCAA
This is a messenger RNA of Thamnophis sirtalis, 2419 nucleotides long. NCBI's taxonomy places the organism in Eukaryota, Metazoa, Chordata, Lepidosauria, Squamata, Natricidae. The record is from RefSeq and is a predicted model, not a curated record.